GGGUGCGGCUCGGAUUGGCGCGGCCCGGCUCGGCUGGGCUCGGCUCAGCUCCGCUGCGCUCUCUCCAUCUCGGCUCACCUGGGCUCGGAUCGGCUCCACUCGGCUCAUCUCAACUCAGCUCCACUCGGCUCAUCUCAGCUCGUCUCCACUCGGUUCGGCUCGGCUCGGCUCCACUCGGCUCAGCUCGGCUCGGCUCGGCUCGGCUCGCCCCAGCCCGGCCCGGCCAUGGUGGAGCGCUCGGACGAGGCACCGCUGCUGUUCUGGGCCGAGGGCCCCGCGGUGUCGGCGCCGCCACCCGCGGCCGAGCCGGGCAGCGGCGGCAGCAGCAGCAGCGGCGGGCGGCGGAUCGGCGGCGGCUGGAGCGCGGCUCCGUGGGACGGCGAGGGGCCGGCGGAGGUGGCGGGGCCGCCGCGGGCGGAGGCGGAGGAGGACCAGAUCGUGGCCGUCUUCGUGGUCACCUUCGACCCCCGCACGGGUAACAUGGUGGAGUGGUGUUUACCCCAAGAUAUAGAUUUGGAAGGCGUGGAAUUCAAAUCCAUGGCAAGCGGGUCCCACAAAAUCCAGUCAGAUUUCAUUUAUUUCCGGAAAGGACUCUGUUUUGGCCUGGCCUGCUUUGCCAACAUGCCUGUGGAGAGUGAGUUAGAGCGUGGUGCCCGCAUGAAGUCUGUGGGGAUCCUCUCCCCUUCCUACACUCUGCUGUAUAGGUACAUGCACUUCCUGGAGAACCAGGUCAGACACCAGCUGGAGAUGCCAGGGCACUACUCCCAUCUAGAGGCGUUCUAUGAUGACAAGAAAGGAGUUCUCCCUGACAGCAAGGGUACCCCCGGCUCUCAGCAACCUGUCCACUGGCUGCCUUCCAUCCACAGAUACAUGUACCCAGAGAUGAAGAUCACACACCCUGCUGGCUGUAUGUCUCAGUUCAUCAAAUUCUUCGGUGAGCAGAUCCUUGUCCUCUGGAAGUUUGCCCUGCUGCGCAAGCGCAUAUUGAUAUUUUCACCACCCCCAGUUGGAGUUGUCUGCUAUAGAGUGUAUUGCUGCUGUUGCCUUGCAAAUGUUUCUCUGCCUGGUCUUGGAGGAACUGUCCCAGAGUCCAAACCAUUCUUUUAUGUGAACGUGGCAGACAUAGAAAUGCUGGAGACAGAAGUAUCAUACGUGGCCUGUACAACAGAAAAGAUCUUUGAGCAGAAACGGGAUCUCUAUGAUGUCUACGUGGACAACCAGAACGUGAAGACGCAUCACGAGCAUCUGCAGCCACUCCUGAAAAUUAACAAUGCUGACAAGGAGAAGUACCGACGGCUCAACGACCAGAGGCAGAUGUUAAUGUAUUCUCAAGAAGUGGGUGAGGAUUGCAGCUCCUGUGAAGAGGACCUUUUCAUCUUGUUUUUCAUGGAGCAGAACAACCGCAUAUUUCAGACACUGAUGGAGGUGUCAGCCAGCCAGGACAAGACACUGACAGCUGACCACGCACGAGGCAUGGGCCUGGAUCCCCAAGGGGAUCGAAGUUUCCUUAUGGACUUGCUGGAAGUGUAUGGCAUUGAUGUUAUGCUAGUCAUUGACAACCCCUGCUGCACUUAAACCAAGGGCAAGAGAGAUGGGGAGCAAAGAUCACUUUUUAAAGACUACCAGACACUGCUUAGGAGGAUCACUGGAACUCACCACAGCCACAGUUAUUUAAUAACUUUAUAUGGAGAGUAUUUAUAAUUUUAAAACAAAAUGUGAUUUUAUUUUCUCCCCCUCAACUUCCCAGUGAACCUGCUCUAGGGCUUCUUCUUUUUUUUUGUUUUGUUUUGUUUUCUCUCCCUUUCUCUUUCAUUCGUGUUUUUUGGUUUUGUUUAGCUAGGACCAGUGGCACCUUUGCACCAAUCCUCACUGUUGGCAGUGAUAGCUAGGUUUUGCCCUAGCCUGAAUACCUGAGGGCUGAACACUUCAGGAAAGCACUUUGUCUGAUGACAACCAAUGUGAAAUGCUAUAGCUGAGCUUUCAGACUUGACUGGAAAACCCUCCUAUCAACUCCCCCUUCCACCUGGGGACUGAAGAGGGCUUCGGCACAGGUUGUUAACGGCCCAGUCUCGUGGUCCCCUACCACAUUCAUUGGUGGGGACAGUUAAACCAAUGAUAAACCCCAGGACUUCUUAAUUCACUCCUCACCCAACGUCUAGCAGCUGAACUGGAGUAAAGCCACCCUUCCUCCUCAACAGGAGAAGCAAGUUUGGGAUCAGGGGUGCUACAGGAUCUCAUGACUUUGCUUACCGGAGCAGCACAGUUUCACUUCCAGCACCUGAGAGGGCAUAAACUGGCAAAGACUGCACCUACCUAUCUCACAGCUGGAGAAGAACACCAUCUCUACUUAACCCACCCUACCACUUCCUUUGGGUUUUACUUGCAUCACUCCUGCUGCUUUGGUUUAAAAUCUUCAAACCAGCAAGACGGUCUCCCAUUUAACAGGGACCAACAUCACUGAGCCACUUUGCAGACACUACGUUCUCCAGCCUCAGCUCAGAUGGUGCUGGCUGGACUGGGUACAAUAAGUAUGCUUUAACUAAUGUCACUAGCCCUUCCUUUGUAGCUGAUGGUACUUGCCACUCCUUUGCUCUAACAUUGUCUGCUGAUCCUCGUUUUUUUGAGCCUUCAGCGCUGCCUGCUGGUGUCCUUGGCUUUCGGUGUGAGGCAGAGAGCAGUCUGUGACCUUUCAGCUGGAACAGCUUCAAAGUUUGCUGGAGGGUUCCCUUGGAUUUUGGUGUUCUUAACUGGCACAACCACUAGAAGCAACGUCUAACAGAAAGUCUUUCUUUUUCCUGGGCAGAACUGUAGAACCAGAUGAACAGUGUUUUUUCUAAUUUUUAUGCUGUGGGAAGAAUAAGAUUCAGUUUAUGAAGGACCAGUCAUUACCUCCAGGAAGGCUAUCCCAGUAAAGAGUAAUCCCUUUGCCAUGCAAAAUCCAAGAAUGGUACUGUGGGUUCCAGGUGUGACAUACUGCUUUGCCCCAAAUCCUUCAGCCAGUAGUAGCAUCACCUUUAAACUCACUGUUCUUCCUGAACUGUGGCUAAUUAGUUGCUGCUUCCACCAUUAUGGACUUCAGCACUGUUGGAGGCUUUCUGCAGUUUGUAGAAAUGCAAACUGUAGCUGAUAUAUUUGUCCUUGCAGUUUAUAGGACGACACAGAGCCUGAACCACCAAAGUCUCACCUGCUUUAAAGCAAGUGAGCACCUUUUAAAACAGGUAGAGCGAAUGUUCCCUAAGUAGACCUCUGUGGAUUGUUUCCCUCGGGAAAGGAGGAGGCUGGCACGUCCUGUUUUUCCUUGAAGGCUGUCUGCAGCAAAGGGGUAGUUUUGCUUGCUGUGGAGUUUUACUGAGGUGUGGGACAAGGAGCCUCACCAGGCUCAUUGCAGAGUUCAUUGGUAUGAGCUUCAGCACAUUAUGUUCCUUUCUCUGAGCAGUCAUUCCCCUGCCUUCUUUUUCAAGGCUUUGGAUGUUUUUUGUACAGAAGAAAACAUGCUGCUGCUUGUCAAUUGCUCACAACUGCAACAUCAUCAUCCUUAGGAGGUUGCAGAGAAAAAAUGGGGAAAGAGGUAAAAACAGCUGAGUAUCAUUUAAUGGAAAGACCAGUCUCUUUGCUUAAGAAAUAGCUUUGUUUUUAAAUUGACACCUCAAGCAUAAAAGUGACCCACAAUCUCCAAGCUUUUGUUAUCUAACUUCCACUUUAGUUUUAACAUGCUGCCUGCAGAUACAGUCCCUGAGGAAAUACAGCUGGCAAUGUAGUGCUGUCACUUCCACCAAAAAAAAAAAGAAAUUCAAACUAGUCUCUAGGAAAUUUUCCUCUGACUUUCUUGAAGGUUUGCUACAUAGUUCAGCUGUGGUCAGCUAUUAAUGACUUUCUAUUCUCUUUGUCAGUAGUUCUUUUGCUAAACUAAACAGACCACAAACCUUAAACUUGUUGACAUUUUACAGCCACUGCAGUCAGAGGCGUUCCAACACCCCUGCAUUAGGGCACCAUGUUCACAAGCUGUUAGAACAUGAGGCCCAGUACACAGCACUGCUAGACACCACUGAGCAGAACCUCCAGAAAUUACCAUUUGACAUUCAUUAAACCUCUGUUUUCCAGAAGUUGGGUCUUCAGUUUUUAGCAGUAGUAAGGGUGCAGAAAUAUCAAAGCAAGCAGAUUAUCGUAGAAGUAACACCCAUGCUACAUACAUCUGCUCUUCCUUGUAAUUUUGCUUCUCUACCAAGCCUCUUUUGCCAGGUGACUGCUACAGAAGUCAGGAAGUUGCCUGACAGAACAAAAAGAUUUCUCUCUCCUAACGCUUCCUUAUUUAAAUUGCUGCAAAAGUACUUUCCACCUGCACUCCUUUUCUAAAAGACACUGCUUUUACUGUCGUUGCAUGUGGAAAAUGCUUGAUAAGUGGGUACACUGUACGAACAAAUGGUUAUGGCUUAGGCCUGUUCAUGAGGCUGGUUUUGCAUGGAACCAGUUUAACUGAGUCUUAUCGUUCCAGGAGAUAACAUAAUUCAAGGUAAAACAGUUAAGUGCAGACAUUUAA
Molecule: messenger RNA, 4537 nt
Organism: Empidonax traillii (willow flycatcher)
Lineage: Eukaryota; Metazoa; Chordata; Aves; Passeriformes; Tyrannidae
Gene: DENND11
Product: KIAA1147 ortholog
Exons: 9
Coding region: 226-1575 (449 amino acids)
Cellular component (GO): cytoplasm
Source: RefSeq, a predicted model, not a curated record